GUUCAAUUAGCACGGCUAAUAGAUUCAAAUUUGCGUCGUCGAUCGAUUAAGCGAGCCAAACAGAGCGGAAUAAUAGACAUGUGGCUUGAAUUGAUCGGAACGCUCCUAGCGGGGAUUCUUAUUUACGAGGUGUACUUCCGGUGGACCCGUCGAAAGAUGUUUGCUUCCGUCCGGGAUAUGCAGGGUCCCAUCAAUCUACCGGUUAUCGGUUGCAGUUAUUUGUUCUUCGGCGAUAAAUCACCUAUUUCCAUAGGACGAGCGUUGCAUAAUCUCGUGACAGGAUAUACAUCACCGUUAACCGGAUGGCUCGGGCCUUACUUGGUUGUGAUCCUAGCCAAACCGGAACAUUGCAAAACGGUGCUCAACUCCAGUUCCUGUCUGGACAAAACCGUACACUACAGAUUCUUUGAUCUUGACGCGCUGCUAGCGUCGGAAGGAACCUUGUGGAAAUCUCGCCGGAAGAGAUUGAACCUAUCAUUUACCCCAAAGAUAUUAAAUAGUUUCUUUGGCAUAUUCAAUAAGAAAGCUCGACAGUUCAUAGAUGGUUCGAUGAAAUUAGCGGAUGGCAUCGAGAGAAACAUGUACACCGAAUUCGCCAAAUGGACCCUUGAUAACAUCUGUGCAACGUUAUUCGAACUCGAGCUCGAUGAUCAUGUCGAUAAAGAAGAGUAUUUGAAAAAAGUGGAACUGUUCCUGCCGCUGGUUAUGAAACGUGUAUUCAAGAUCCACCACUAUUCGGACUUCAUUUAUCAUCUAGCCAAUGACUACACCGUGUUCAGCACGUCACGCAGAAACGUUCGAGAGGUUACUGAAAAAGCAUUGGUACAGAAGUUUGCCGAAAGGCAAACCGCAACGGACGAUGGAACAACGACCGGUGAGAAGACGAGCAGAGCUAAGCCGCUGCUCGAUAUGCUGUACGACAUGGUCAGCGAUACUUCCCAGGCGAUGACGGUAGAAGAAAUGGCUCACCAUAUGGACGAAAUCAUCUACGCUGGCUUCGACACGACAGCAACCACUAUUUCCAACGUCAUACUUCUGCUGGCAAUGCAUCCAGAGGUUCAGGAACGUGUCUACCAGGAAACAAUGUCCAUUUGUCCCGAUCCAAAUGUGGAAAUCACACAGGAAGACUGUAACGAGCUUGUGUAUACCGAAAUGGUGAUCAAAGAAACCAUGCGGCUGUACCCUGUCGGAUCUCUUUUUGGCAGAGCAGUAACUGAGGAGCUCAAACUUGACGAUCAGUUCACCUUGGUGGAAGGAACGAUUAUCCUGAUAUCUAGCAGCAAGAUGCAUCGCGAUCCAGAGAUCUGGGGCCCACAGGCAAACGAUUUCAAUCCGGACCAUUUUUUACCGGAGAAGAUCGCACAGCGACACCCAUAUUCCUAUCUGCCGUUCAGUGGUGGUCCUCGAAACUGUAUCGGAGCGCGGUACGCCAUGCUAUCGAUGCGGCUUAUUUUGGCGUAUUUUGUGCGGGCCUUUCGCGUUCGGACAUCGCUACGGCUGGAAGAUUUACAAACCAGUUUUGAAAUGAUUCAACGAGUGAAAAAUGGGUGCCUAGUGUCUUUGAUACCGCGAUAGAGUUGCUAGUUUUGCUUCAAAGUUGCAUUUACUGAAGGUGAUGAAUAUGUGUGAUUAUCUAGAUAGACUAUUUAAGCUAGCGUUCAAAUUAUUUAUUUAUUUGAAAACAAUUUAA
Molecule: messenger RNA, 1690 nt
Organism: Uranotaenia lowii
Lineage: Eukaryota; Metazoa; Arthropoda; Insecta; Diptera; Culicidae
Product: probable cytochrome P450 313a4
Exons: 5
Coding region: 79-1575 (498 amino acids)
Molecular function (GO): iron ion binding; monooxygenase activity; heme binding
Source: RefSeq, a predicted model, not a curated record